Messenger RNA from Colletotrichum chrysophilum, 930 nucleotides. RefSeq lists its product as uncharacterized. The record is from RefSeq and is a predicted model, not a curated record. NCBI's taxonomy places the organism in Eukaryota, Fungi, Ascomycota, Sordariomycetes, Glomerellales, Glomerellaceae. The coding region runs from base 1 to 930 and encodes 309 amino acids. The transcript has a single exon.
AUGUGUAGAAUUUGUCCCCGUCUCCCUCGGCCCGGCAUUCCUCCGAGCAGACAGGAGGAGGCCCAGGAGCACAUCCGCGACGAAGACCUGGUGGAAACGGCAACGGAAGCAGGAUAUUUUCAUCCACCAAAUCCAUCGAAGACCAUCGUCCAGUCUGCGCCCAGCCAUGACGGUGCCGCGACCUUCGCCGCAUACGAAGUUUUCAAAGACACCCCAGAAGACUUGAAACCAGAAGACUUUGAAGCCGCAGUCCGCCCUCUGCGUCCCCCGUUCGGUAUCGUCAUCUACGACACGACGCACACCGCUCGCCCUACCCGCAGUGCCCGGCUCGCACGCGCUGUAUUUGACCGCACUUACUGGUAUCGUCGCAAACGUAACCACAGACCGGACCGGGUGGAGGUCGUCACGCUACCCCUGCCCCAGUCGUCCACAGAUGCUGAGCGCGCGGAGGCUUGUAUCCGCCACCACGAGGAGGAGAUCCGGAGCCGUUUGUUAAUACCUCACGAGCCCGAGGCGGUCUCCUGGUUUCUGCCGGAGCGUAUCAUGGAUAGCACCUACGCGCGGAGGAUCCUUGCUAUCAACCGCUUGGAAGAAAACGAUUAUGACGAGGAAGUCGAGGUAGCGUCCUGGGAGGAAUCGAUAAGCAACGAAGAAUACGCUAUCGAGUGUGAAGCUUGUAUGAAUCCCGAGGCGAGCCGUUCUGGCAGUUUUCUUUGCAUCGACUGGCAGCCCCGUAAGGAGCUGUGGCGUUCACACACGGGUCGAGGUUAUAAGCCGGAUAUGGAUAAAGAGAUCAUCACCCCCUGCUAUGGGUUUGAGAUGUUUGGGAAUAUCUGUAUGGAGUUAGUGGAUGCGGUUGAAGUCUUUUACAACCACUUUGUACCUGAUGGCGUCCUCGACCUAGAGUUAGAGAAGGCUAGACGAGGUUGA